UUUAGGAAGUGGUUUCACUUGGCCAAUUCCUGGAGUGAAAGUAGAAGUGAGUCAAGUUUUUGGUGUCGUUGCCGGAGACGGCUAGGUUGUUGAAGAAAAGUGAUUUCUAUUAAUUUAGCUUUUCUUUUCGCUUUGUCUGCUUUGUCCCACUUGUGGCUUCACGGGUUUGCUUGCUUGAGUGUGUGCAGGUAGUGCAUGACCCGUAGCCAGUCGGGAGGUUUACUGCCGUUGAAUCCAAAGAUUGAUCGCACCUGUCGCCAGCUCAGGAGACAGCAGCGAGCUAGACUGGCUACGAAAGAGCGCAUAGACGGCCACCUGAGUAGCGAUUCUGAAGAAGAGCACGGGAUGGACGGAGACUACAAUCAACACCAGGGGAAUCCGCAGCAGGUUCCCCCGGUGAAUCAGGUCCUGGGGAACAACCCCAUACCCCAAGAUCAUGGGGUUCAUCAUCCACCGAAGCCGGGUCCCACCUUGGAGUACUCCUACACUCCUCGGAUUGCUGACAUCCGCCCGGUCAUCCUCUACUCGCCUAUUCCAGCAAAUAACUUUGAGAUCAAGCCAUGCUGGAUUCAGGUCAUUACAUCCUCUAUCCAGUUCCAUGGCUUGAAGGAUGAGGAGGCCAGGGUGCAUCUUUCCCGUUUUCUGCAGCUGACGAACGGGUUCAAGCUGAAUGGUGUCCCGGAUGAUGCAAUCCGCCUUCAUCUCUUCCCCCAUUCUCUGGCGGGGAAUGCUAAGAGGUGGUUGGAGACCCAGCCCCCAUUGUCCAUCACCUCUUGGGACGAUCUGGCUGACAAAUUUGUGCACAGGUACUAUCCGGCAUCGAAGACUACAGAGAUCCAGCGGGAGAUCACUCACUUCCGCCAAGAGCCAGAUGAGUCACUUCGUGAUGCAUAGGAGCGGUACAUGGGAUAUUUCUGGCAGUGUCCCCAUCAUGGCUUUAGUGAUGCAUUCAUAGUGGAGAACUUCUACAGUGCUCUCUCCCCAGAUAGCCAGAGGGUGAUUGAGUCUCUAUGCCCAGGAGGGGAUAUUCUUACUAAGACUCCACCCGAGCUGAACUAGAUGAUCUGUUUACUCCGGUGGAGGUUAGUCGCCCGCUAGAGACUCAGAUUGAGAGGGUCUGAAGACCUUUAGUCGAGACUUCAGGCUGUUUAAGAACCUUCCGCAGUAUAACUAUCAUAGAAACUGAACUUGGUAAUUACAAUCCGGCUUAACUGCAGUCUAGGGGGAACCAUAUCCGGGUGACCUCUCUUAACCUGAAUAGAACCAUUUAGUUGCUUUGUUAGUUUACUAGUUUAGACUUGCAUUAAAGUUUCAUUGCUAGAUAACAAGAAUUCACUGAGUAGUCAUCAAAUCUAGGACCCGGGUUGAUAAUUAAACCUAAACCCGCUAUACUACGCUUUAGGAAGUGGUUUCACUUGGCCAAUUCCUGGAGUGACAAUAGAAGUGAGUCAGAUGAGCAUGAAUUUGAUGUCGCGCCAAUGCAAGCUACUCACUUACUUCUCGGAAGGCCAUGGCAGUUCGAUCGCGGUGUUUGCCACUAUGGAGACACGAAUUGCUACAAAGUUCGUCACAAUGGGAAAAGUGUUCUUUUAAAGCCACUGUCACCGGAGGAGGUUCGAGCAGAUCGACGACAACUUGAGGCUAGCCGUUGACGAACCAAGGGGAAGCAAGACGAGGCAUCCAGUUUGUCCACUCUCUUCACUCAGCGUUUUAUGCUUACUGGGUAUAAACGACCAAGAGCACCGCGACGACGUCGCCCCGUCAAGCCUUCACCAAAACAGAGCAGGAGGGAGGGAGAAUUAGGGAGAGCUCCUCAAGAAGAUUCAACACCAGGGGAAGACGUCAGCACAUUCCAUGGAGUUCAUGGAAGGUCUACCAUCGAAUGGAUUGGACCGAAUCAACCCAGACCCCCGAAUCCAAUUAGAGUAGAAUCUGCUCUGAAAUUUACCAACUUCGAGCAAAAAUUGAGUCUAUUGGUUGAAUCGAUUGGUGAUGAUUCGACUCGAUUGGUGACUGCAGAAUCAUUCAAGGCAACCCCAGGAAACUCUCAACUUAUUCAAUGCGACCCGGAGAGCUCUACACCAAAAACGCCCAAGUCACGAUUGAAGUUCCUGGGUUUUGUGAAUUUGAACUGCAGCCAUGGCGGGAAAAAAAAAUGGCAACAAUUCGGUGAUACAGACAAUGAAUCGAGACGCGACGACCACCCAAGACUUGAAUUCUAUCCAAGACGAAGCCAUUGGUGACCUUGGAUUGCCCAGUGGAUGUCUGAAUCAAAAAUCCCCAAUUUCCUCUUCAACAAACACUGCCUGGGUUCUUCAGAACAUGAAAGAUAAGCAACCUUACUACGACCCUAUUUGGGAAGAAUUUCGAGGUAAAGAGGGCCAAAGCUUUGAGGGCAAAGCUUUUUUAUGAGGGGGGGAGGGGGGGCUGAUAUCUUUGUGCAGGAGGGUCAUUGUUAAAGCGUCUCAAAAAGCUUAGGAAACAGGCAGGAGGGUCAUUGUUAAAGCAUCUCAAAAAGCUAUGUUGAAACUAGAAUUCUGCCAAAAAUUGGCUGUGUCAGAACCAGUUUGAGAACCCUUCUGUGGAGGAGUAUUUGAAGCAUAUGGGGGAGAGUCGAAGCUUGGUCUUUGUGCAGCAUGAAAGUAGGUUUCUUCUACUACAACGACAUGGCAUUGGAUGACUGGAAUGAAGAAUGGAAGGCCUC
Messenger RNA from Linum trigynum, 2704 nucleotides. The record is from the annotation of a GenBank genome assembly. Lineage: Eukaryota; Viridiplantae; Streptophyta; Magnoliopsida; Malpighiales; Linaceae.